Molecule: messenger RNA, 3154 nt
Organism: Hemicordylus capensis (graceful crag lizard)
Lineage: Eukaryota; Metazoa; Chordata; Lepidosauria; Squamata; Cordylidae
Gene: AFAP1
Product: actin filament associated protein 1
Exons: 18
Coding region: 583-3057 (824 amino acids)
Cellular component (GO): cytosol
Molecular function (GO): SH3 domain binding; SH2 domain binding
Source: RefSeq, a predicted model, not a curated record
UUAGGCAGGGUCAAGCCAGGAAAAGCCUCUAACAGUGGGCAAGCUGUCCCAGGCUAAGAAGUAUAGAUUUUUUUCUUCUUCUUGGCUGCUUUAUCACAAUUUCUCCUAGGAAGGUCAUGACUUUAUAAGGUGGGGAAGAUAGUCCUCUUUCUCCUCCUCAGCGGAAGCAGGAGGCAUUUUUUAGCUUCCAAGAAGCAGCUGAAAAUGUGGGAUCAUUCUCAGGAGACCUUUUCUGGAGGCCCCGAGAUUGCUCAUAGUUAAGGAUCUCCCCCAUAUCUUACACAGAACAAAAUCAGGCCAAGGAGGAUUUGAGUCAUCUGACUGGGGCAGGGGGAAGGGGUGAACCCUUGGCCCGCCCAACCCUCUGCUGAGUUGAGGGCUCUGGACUAAUCCCGAUAUAGCCACGGCCCCGCGAGAACACUAGUUUCCGCGCCCUAAGCAGCUUCCUAGGCUUUGAGGCAGCUCUGGGGUACGCAGCCGAAGUCUCCCCCCCGCUCCUACUCUUGAGUCUCCCCGACACGGAGAGACGCUAGAAGACAGAAGAACGCCCCAGUCUCUUGGAACGAGCCGGGCUUGCACUGAAUGCGGGCCAUGGAAGAAUUAAUAGUUGAAUUGCAACUGUUUCUUCAGCUUCUGGACCAUGAAUACUUAACAUCCACAGUCAGGGAGAAAAAGGCAGUCUUAAAUAACAUUCUUCUGAGGAUACAAUCAUCAAAAGAUUUUGAGGUAAAAGAAAAUGUACAGAAACAAGAAGUUGCCAAUAGCUUACCUGCUCCUCCUCAGAUGCCUCUGCCAGAGAUCCCUCAGCAAUGGCUGCCACCAGAUAAUGGGCCUCCACCAUUACCUUCCUCAUCCCUUCCUGAAGGUUACUAUGAGGAGGCAGUGCCACUGAGUCCAGGAAAGGCUCCUGAAUAUAUUACAUCCAAUUAUGAUUCUGAUGCAAUGAGCAGUUCUUAUGAGUCUUAUGAUGAAGAGGAUGAGGAUGGGAAAGGGAAAAAAAUGAGACAUCAGUGGCCUUCUGAGGAAGCAUCAAUGGACCUUGUUAAGGAUGCUAAAAUCUGUGCCUUCCUUUUAAGAAAGAAGCGAUUUGGACAGUGGACUAAACUGCUGUGUGUGAUUAAAGAAAACAAACUACUGUGCUAUAAAAGUUCCAAGGACCAGCAGCCUCAGAUGGAACUGUUGUUGAAUGGCUGCAGCAUAACAUAUAUUCCCAAAGACAGUAAAAAGAAGAAGCAUGAGCUCAAAAUCUCACACCAAGGGCAAGAUGCUCUAGUUCUUGCUGUACAGAGCAAGGAGCAGGCAGAUCAAUGGUUGAAGGUAGUAAAGGACGUUUGCAGCAACUAUACUGGAACUACAGAUUCAGAUGGACUUGCAUCUAAUUCUCCUGUACAUAAGGUUGAACUCGAAAAGAAACUGUCCUCAGAAAGACCUAGUUCUGAUGGAGAGGGUUUUGUAGAAAAUGGAAUCGCUGCCAUCUGUAAUGGAAAAGAACAAGUAAAGAGGAAAAAGAGCUCAAAGACAGACUCCAAAGGCACUGUGACAAAAGUAACAGGGAAGAAGAUAACAAAGAUAAUUGGUUUAGGAAAGAAAAAGCCCUCUACAGAUGAGCAAACCUCAUCAGCUGAAGAAGACAUCCCUACCUGUGGGUAUCUAAAUGUGCUAUCAAAUAACCGUUGGCGUGAGCGCUGGUGCAGAGUGAAAGACAAUAAGCUCAUUUUCCACAAAGACAGGACCGAUCUGAAGACCCACAUUGUCUCUAUUCCUCUACGUGGCUGUGAAAUUAUUCCAGGAUUGGAUUCCAAGCAUCCCCUUACAUUCCGCCUCCUUCGAAAUGCACAGGAAGUUGCAGUAUUAGAGGCGUCAUCUUCGGAAGACAUGGGCAGGUGGAUUGGGAUUUUACUGGCUGAGAGUGGCUCAUCUGCAGAUCCUGGCACUCUGCACUAUGACUACAUAGAUGUGGACAUGACUGCAAGUGUCAUACAAGCUGCAAAACAGACCUUCUGUUUUAUGAACAGACGGGUUCUCUCUACCAAUCCAUAUCGAGGAAAUGCUGCCAAUGGUUAUGCAUGCCCCAGUGGGAUGGCACUUCAUUAUGAUGAUGUUCCUUGCAUAAAUGGAUCAGUAAGAAUUGAUUUUUGUUGGGAACCAGAAGAUGGCUUUCCUACUUCUCGUAGCAGAAGCACAGGAGAAGAUGGGCUUUAUGAUAACAUGGGCCUGUACGAUAAUUUGCCGUCUCCGAAAAUCUUUGCACGCUAUCCACCAGCAGACCGAAAAGCCAAUAGGUUAUCUACUGACAAACUGUCUUCUAACCACUAUAAAUAUCCUAUCUCAUCCAAUCUCUCUUCUGCUCAGUCUGUCACUAAUACCUCUGCUAUGGGGAGGGGAACUGUGUCACAGUUUAAAGGAAAGAAAGCUUCUGCAGCAUCAAAUGGAAUUAUGGGGAAAGGAAGAACUUUAAACAAUCCACCAAAGAAAUCAGAAUUUGCUUCAAAUGUGAAACGCAGCAGCUCCAAUGCGGAUCAGUACAAGUAUGGCAAGAACCGUGUUGAAGCAGAUGCAAAGAGGUUACAGACCAAAGAAGAGGAGCUGCUAAGGAGAAAAGAUACUCUGCGGAAUCGCCUGGCCCAGCUCCGAAAGGAAAGGAAAGAUCUCCGAGCAGCCCUUGAAGUGAAUGCUGGCAGAAAAACCAUGAUUAUUCUUGAAGAUAAAUUAAAGAAGCUGGAAGAGGAGUGUAAGCUGAAGGAGUCUGAACGUGUUACUCUGGAACUAGAGUUGACAGAGGUGAAAGAGAAUUUGAAGAAAGCCUUGGCUGGUGGUAUCACGUUGGGACUAGCAAUUGAGCCUAAAUCAGGAGCCUCAAGUGCCCAGUCUCCAGUUCUUAAGCAUCAGACACUGGAGAACUCGCCCAUCUCCAGUUGCGACACAAGUGAUACUGAAUGUUCAGUGCCUGUGAACAGUGCUGUAGUCCUGAAAAGAAAUUCCUCCUCCAGCACUUCUCCAUGCAGAGGCCAUGUGCUUCAGAAGGCAAAGGAAUGGGAGAUGAAAAAUGGAACAUAAAGAAGUAAGAUCAUCACUAGUACUCUGCUUUUGUGGUCAAGGUGGACUGAGGAAAUUUUAUCUACACAAUGGUAAAAUAAAGGCUUCAUUGAUCCCA